Molecule: messenger RNA, 3792 nt
Organism: Rhea pennata
Lineage: Eukaryota; Metazoa; Chordata; Aves; Rheiformes; Rheidae
Gene: CRACR2B
Product: calcium release activated channel regulator 2B
Exons: 11
Coding region: 93-1403 (436 amino acids)
Cellular component (GO): trans-Golgi network membrane
Molecular function (GO): calcium ion binding
Source: RefSeq, a predicted model, not a curated record
GCCGCGCCGCAGCGGCUGCAGGUGCCCGCCGCGCCGCGCCGCUCCCCGCCGCAGAUUUUCGUGUGGAAUACUGCCGGUUCCAGGGAAGGGGAAUGAUACCAUCCUGCUUCUCGAGCUCUUCCAUUUGCCACCGCCUUGGGGGGAAAGGCUUUGAGAAGAUGGAGAACCAGAGGGGAGCGCUCUUGGGAUAUGGCCGCUGGGAAGGAGAAGAGGAGGGGGACAAGGAGGAUGGAGUGGUUUCUGGUGCUUCUCCUUCCAGCCAAAUGAGCGAAUUGGAGGAUGUGCAGGUGGAGAUGCUCAAGAAGGCAAGGGAGCUCUUUCAGCUGUGUGACAAGGACGAGAAGGGCUUUAUCACCAAGGUGGACAUGCAGCGGCUCCAGAAUGAACUCCCCCUUACACCUGAGCAGCUGGAGACUGUUUUUGACAGCUUGGAACAAAAUAAUAAUGGAUACCUCACACCUGUGGAGUUCAGCAUGGGACUAGGAAAGUUAAUAGGAAUUGAAUUGUGUCAAGGAGCUGGGAGCACAGAUCACUCCAGACACGAGGAGACCUUUGAGUCAGGCUGGUCAGAUGACUUGGAUCCGGCAGAUGAUGAUGAAGAGAAACGAUUUUGUUCCAUGAUGGAGCAGCUCGGAGCAGCCCAAGUGUUUGAUGAUCCAAGCGAGGUUCGGGAACUCUGGGCCCGGCUACGAAAGGAGCGUCCAGAGCUCUUAUCCAAUUUUGAGGAGUUUCUGUUGCGUGUUUCAUCGUACAUCAGGGAGGCGCAUCAUGAGAAAGAGUCCAUGGAGCAGGCACUGAAACGGAAGGAGACAGACCAUGACCGAGAAGUCAGGUGCCUUUAUGAAGAAAUGGAGCAACAGAUCAAAGCAGAAAGGGAGAGGCUGGUCUGCCAGGAAGCACUGAGACAUGACAGGAGUAACCUGCUUCAGAAGGAACUAUGUAGCAAAGAGCAGGAGCUGGAGAAAAUCCUCUAUCGCCAGAAGAAGCUGGAACAUCAACUACAGUCUCUGAACUCAGAGCAGCUGGAGACCCGGGUACAGAAUGAAAGGCUCCGGCACCUGAAUGAAAACCUCCUGGAAGAGCUGGAGAAAAGCAAAUGGGAGCUGGAGGUAGCAAAGGGGCAAUUACAGAAGCUCCAGAAAGAGGCCCAGCUUGAACAGGAGCGGAAGCACAGGGAUGUGUUUAGAGUCUCCAAGAACAUGCAGAAAGAGAAACAGAGCCUCCUUCGGCAGUUGGAGCUCCUCAGAGAGAUGAACAAGAAACUUCGAGAUGAGCGAGACACUUUUGAAGCCAAGAAGCUGGUUAGUCUAAGAAAGAAAAUCCUAAUUCCUAAGCACCCUCCUUUCAUCUGCUGCUAUUGCUGUCACCACUCGGGAGCUUGUCACUUCCACGGGGGACAAUGACCUGAGCUCACGAAGGCUGGUGUAGUGCAUGAAUACAGACUUCACAGCACCUCUCUCUGAGCUGGAGAAAAGCUCUGCUAUUUGCUCUCUCCAGCUGCCCAGGUUCAAACCAAGGCACACUGGCCUGGGACUGCAACAUAACCCUCUGUGGGGCUGCAGUGGGGUGCUGCAUGUGCUAGGCCUGCAUUUUGUGACAGGCAUUGAGUACAUGUGAGGAGGGUAGAGAAGCUGGAUGAAUCGCUGGAGCUUGGUGGUGAAGAAGAUGUAUUCCCAGAUACGGGGCCAGCUGCACUGGAGGUGGCAGGAGGAUGGGAGGGUUUUAGAGUUUGUCUGUGAGCCCUGAGUUCAUAGCAGAUGUUUUCAGAAGUUCCUUUUGGGGCAGCCACCUCGUUCCUGUGAACUCUGCUGUGGUGGAGAUGCAGCAUUGAGCCUUGUAUCAAAGGACUAGGAGGAAGUGGGGAGCCUGCUUGGAAUAUGAGCAGUUGUUGGCCCUGGGGAACGUCUGGGACAGUCAACUAUGUCACUGGUCUUUCCCAGCUUCUAAGAUAAAUAUGGGGAUGGGAUUUAUUUUUAAUUACAUUUCUGCUCUGUGCCCUUCUUUGGACCCAUCCCUGCUACCAUGUACCGUUCCCUGCUCUGCCAUCGUGCUCCACUUGAAGGCCUGGAAGCAGCUUUCUUGCAGUGAUGACAGCCAGUAGUAGCCACAAGAGAUGAGACAUGUCCUUUGUGGCUCGUGUGUGGAGGAUUAUGAAAGCAGGCCCAGGGACAGGGCGCAGGUAGGACAGGAGCUGCCCUUUAGCCUUUUGGGGAACACUUGCUGGGUGAAGUCUCUACACAGCUGCUUUCUGUUCAGGGGAGUAACUUCAGUAAAUAUCAUAAAGAGGUGAGGUGUGUGUGCCUGUCUGUGUGUGUGCGUUUCUGAAAUCGGAAGGGAGAUCUUUUAUUUUUAGAGAUGUGGUGUGUUUUGUGUGUGCAUGCAUGUGCGUCUGUGUGCCUACAUGUGCGCAUGCCAGAGCUUACUGCUUCCUCUGGAAAAGUAAUAAACACAGUUACUUUGUUGCAGAGUCCAGUGCAAAUAGGCAAAGAAAAUGGUGCUUUCUCCUCUUUCCAUGUGUAAAGCUACAGCAGCUUCUAGGUUCCUGUGGGUGGGCUGGGAGGCUUGCGGACACUGCAGUUCAGGUAGGUGCCUGGGUGUGUGCAAAGCUGGUGUACCUCUCCUGUCCUCUCAUGUCUUCUCCACUGCUAGGACCUGCCCAGGGCAGGACAGCUGCAGAUGGGUCUAAGAGAGAGCCUGGCAGGAGAUAGUUAUGGCACAGAGGAGAUGCUUUCAUCCUUCUCCUUCCUGAGCAGGCAGUAGGGAUGGAGCAGCAGGGUGAACUCCAGCUACUAGCAUUGCUCACCUGGCAAGGCUGGGUUAUGCUGGGCUGAUCAAACUUGUGCUGGAAUAAGGUUUUUUCCUUUGACAGCCAGAACCUGUUGGCCAUUCUCAUUUCAAUCUGCAGGAAAGCAGGGAUCCAAGGGAUUGCAGAGAUGCUGCUAUCAUCUAGCACAUGCAGAAGAUCUGCCUUCUAGCCUGUCCUACUGUAAGAGGGACAAGAAAUAACAAUAAUUCCCUGCAGCAGCAAAAAAGGGUGGUCUGGCUUUCUGAUGUGGGUUCCUGGUGUGUGGCAUGCUCCAUAGCACAGAAUAUAGAUUUCUUUUUAGCCUUUAAAGCUAUGUAUGUCCUCAAUACCCUCUGUCAGUGAUGGGAAGAAUUUUGUUAUUUCUGUGAAAUGAAGGUGUGAUGAACAGUGGUUCUUUCAUGGUAAAGAUGUUGAAGUGGUUGGAAGGAGUGUUGGGCUGUAUGUGGCUGACAGCAACCCAGCCACUGUUCCUUUGCACUUCUCAGUGCCUGGUUUAAUACCUUACUCUUUGUAAGAGUUUCUGGCCUUGCCAGGGUGGGCAGGCCUGGCCCCCUAGUGCUGUGGAGCACGUUUUCCCUUGGUAGCCACAUCACAGGCCGCAGCUGUUGCUGCCUGUGCACAAACUAGGCUGCAGGUGCCCUUUAGAUCCCGGGGUUACAGGCUCUUUCUGCACCAUCUGGCUGUGUUUGCAUCCGGUGUGGUGACUAAGGGCUUGUCCUGAGUGAGCAAACUUCAUGUCCAUUGCUUGUGAGGGGUGUUUGGGGAUUUUAACUACACCAAACAUGUAUUUGCAUUUUGCUGACAAACCAGAAGAUGCUUUUAUUUUCUUUCCCAUCCAAAAUGCCUGUAUGUAUGUUGUCAUUGUGGAAUCUUUGGCAUUGUGUGUUGUACAACUGCAGUGUUGCAUCUCCUUUUACCAUCCCUGUGAAACCAAAUGUUACAUAAACCUGGCAAGCCAAUAAAGCAUGGCAGAACCAAUGGGAAAA